AUGGGUGACAUUCAGUGGUCGACCACUGCACUUGGACACACCUUAGGGGGAGAGCUGGGCGUCACCGUAGAGAGUCUUUUCAUUGACAUCUCAUUUCCGGUAAGCAUGUCAUACCAUCGCUGUUCCCAUGGCGUACCUGUGGAGACCUGUGCCUACAACUUGCCAUUUUUUCUCACUUCCUCUUUCCCUCUGCGCAUACCUCCUUACAGAAUCUCGAUCUGCUAACAGAAAUGGCUACACACGGACUGAUUGCAAUACCCACGUCAGCCAGACGUAAAAGAAGGAGAUUUGAUCGUUGGAUAAAAUAUUUUUUCGUCUGACAUUUCGGGUCUUCCCUCGAACCCAUCAUCAGAAACGGUCGUGGAAAGGGGGUGACAAAUGCACAGUAAUUAUCACGACAUCAUAUAAUUACCAUAAUUGACGGCCCCAAACCUCAUUUUUGGGGGGUUAUAAUUGGCGUGAUUAGUGCACACGCAUUCGUAUCCGAGGCGUAAACUACCGCAAUUUCGUCACUGGUGUUAAUAAGCGGUGUGACAGUGGUUGCACUCUUUGAAGCGCAGUUACCGUUACUGGAUGCAGUGUUUGCCCUCGACCUUCCCGCAUGGCCAGUUACCCUGCCCCGACAGAGUAUGAGGGAUGGAUAUGGAAGGGGGAAGGUCACUAUUCUGUCAAUAUACUGAGGACCAGUGAACCAUGGCUCAAGCAUUUGGCAUCUCACGUUGUGGUCGACCCUCACAAGAAUUUCGAUUUUAAAAAACUUAGCGAUGUGACUGGGUCCCGUCGAAUGAUCUGCGAUCCGACAGCUGGCGCCAUUUCUCCUACCUACUGCUGCUGCAUGUUCGGCCAUCCCAGUUUCCGUGUUUCGGGAACGUCUCGGAAGCUGUCAGAUGCUUUCUCGUGCCACUUUAUUUUGGUAUCAGAAACGCCAGAAAUAACUACCAAUCCGAAAAUAAUGAGGCAGAAAAAACGACUACGCCACGACAGGAAACUGCUGGAGUCUUUUGUGGGAUCUGACGUAGUUGCAGACAAGGCAGGAAGGUCAGAAAACUGAGAGAUUACGCGGGACGCCAAUGACCGAACACAUUUGCAUCGGUGAAAUUUCUCCCCUCAGCUCGCCAGCGCAUUCCUCAUUAAUAAUAAACCUGACGCACUUUGCAAUUACUACAAUGUGAUAAAAGUCGUCGUCUGGAAGGCUGACAAUUGUCCUUGUGGUCAGUACUGUGUUCGUAUGUAGGGAGGGGGGAGGAUUACUGGAGGACUGGGAGACUUGCGCAAUGACGCUUUCUGGACCUGGCAUCUAUGACACUCGAGAACGUAAGAUCCAAGCUAUCCCCUGUUUCUGCGAAAAUCUGGUUCACCUUGCAGGAACAGGUCGUGUGUGGCGCGUGUAGACGGACCUCCUAGCUACAGUAGGUGGGCUAACCCAUGAAAUGUCAACAGAAAUUCCGAAAUGCAAUCCGUUUCGAAAAGAUUAUUUAAGUAGGGUUGUAAACCCAGUCAGCCUGCAACAUAAUUCUAUAAUAAUUCAGUUACCCCAGGACGCCGGCUUUCGAACAAACUUCUUUCCGGUGGCAUCCAAAAACCAUACUCCGUAAAAAAAAUGACGACUUAAAUGCCAUGCACUUUUCUGAUUGACUUUCGAUGCCCUUAGUGAUCCAAUUACGCUUUAUGGAAAACAUGCGGAAAAAUAUUCAUUCCUUUGCUCAUUCAGUAGAAAAUUACGUCUUCUUCUAUUUUCAUACUCGAAGGAAGGGUAAAAUUCGGUUUUAAAAAAGUUUAUAAUUGUGAGAUUUUUAAUACCGUAAAAUGGCCCUUCAUAAAACGUCAUGUCUCUGCAUUUACCAGUGUGGCUUGCAAAGUUAACAAUAUGGCUCGAAUCCACUGCUAAAUUUCAUGAACCCUAUAUGAUCCUCCUUUAUUGCCGUAGAAAAAUGUAUAGUUUUUCGUACGCGGAAAUUAUACGACUUGUAGUUUGUGAACCCUGAAUGCAAGUGUAACGAUAGGUUGGUUUCAAAAUUAAUCGGGAACUAGAACAGUUUUAUAAAGCCAAAUUAGACCCUUUCUUCGAGUGUAAAAUCAAAAGAAGACGUAAUUUUCCACUGAAUGAGCAAAAGAAUGAAUAUUUCCGGGCAUGUUUUCCAUGAAAUAUAAUUUAAUCUGUAGGGACAUCGAAAAGCAAUGAAAAAAAUCAUUCUACUUAAGUAUUCAUUUUUUACGGAGUAUGGUUUUUGCAUACAGCCGAAAAGAAGUUUGUUCGAUAGCCGGCAUCCUGAGGUAACUGAAUUAUAAUAGAAUUACACUGUAUGAUGGUUGGUUUUGCAACCCUACUUAAUUAAUCUUUUCGAAACAGAAACGUAUUUCGGAAUUGCUGUUGAGAUUUCAUGAGAUAGCCCACUUACUGUCUCCGGUCGCCUUGAUAUUAUCUUGCCGUCGUCACAAGGUUGAUGAGAGAUGAUAGAAUGCGGCAAAUUUUGUGCAAGUCUGCUGCCUCUAAUAAACUAAUUCACGCUCAACUUACCGCCCUGCGCCCGGCACACUAUGAUGCACGCGGUUGAAAUCAUCUUACACGACAGCCGAGCUGCCAUUGUUUUUCCUUCGAAGGCUGUCUCUGUCUGCUUCCCCAUGGGCUGACUUUCUUAAUAGCUCAUUCCCUUCUGAUUGAUAACACCGUUCGACAGGCAGAAUUCACCGCGUAGAUCUGCUACUUCCGCUGACCCAACGUAAUUCUAUCAUCUCACUCGUCGGACCUCUGCCUGCGCAAAUUGCAUGACCCCUUCAUAAGCCGUCUUCCCACCCGUCGGGGCAGUCAAAUAGCAAUCAUUGGCAUAUAACUAACUUACUGGCUCCCAAUGUUUGGGUCGCUCGUGUCCGUCUCAAUUAUGAAUCAGAUUUCACACUUCUUUCUUGGCGUCCCGAAAUUCGGAAGGAGAGUUUCUAUGACGGAGGUGGCAGUUGAUGAAGAAAUCGGCGGCAACAAACUGCGUUUGUAUACGCAUAGCAAUCCUGGCAAAUAUAACAUAACCACAGCAAAAGCCCAGACUCGUUUUCUGCCUGUUUUUAUACUGCUGUAUGACGCAGUCAGGAGGGAUUCGGCUCGUCAGCGGAUCUCCCGGCGUUCCUCACGUGUUUUCUAUGGUGCAUACUCCAGUUUUUGAUUGUAAGCUUUCUACAAUAAUACGCGAAUUUGGAGUGAAUUCUCCGAUACAAGUCUCAUCCUGCUCGGCCCGAAAGUCAGUAAGAAUAUUUGGGCUGACAUUCAACAGCUUCAAUGGCAUAGGCCCGUAAUAACCACAUUCUAACCAAAACACUCAGUAGCGGAUAAUUACCGCAAGUACGAUGGAUUGAUCAGCAUGUGUGUACAACUAACUGGCCGUGGCUUAAAUGUGAAUAUUAUGCAGAUGUUCCGUGCUCCAGGGAUGCUUACUGAAACCGCCGAUGUUAUUGUCAUUACUGCUGAAUCCAUAUUGAAAUUGCAGUUUUUGGAGGAUCAGUGAGGUAACCACCUUCCGAUAGAAAAAAUUAUCCUGUCCACUGCAGUUUAAAGCCCUGUGGUUCGGUUUAUCCGUUUUACGGAUUUGCAUUUCAUAGUUGUUUUACAUAACCGUCUUGCUCGCCGUAAAAUGUAACUGUGCGUCGUUUCCCUUCUUUCCCGCAGCACUUCCCGUACCUGGGCAGUACCGUCUCCCGCAACACCAAGAUCGAUGACGAAAUCGCCCGCAGGAUUUCGAAAGCCAGUCAAGCCUUCGGUCGUCUUCAAAGCACAGUUUUGGAUCGUCAUGGUCUCCAACUCAGCACGAAGCUGAAGAUGUACAAGGCCGUUAUCCUGCCGACGCUGCUGUGCGGAGCGGUGACUUCGACAGUGUACACAAAGCAAGCACACCGACUGAACCACUUCCACCUCAGUUGUCUUCGUCGCAUCCUGAGGAUGAGUUGGCAGGAUCGAAUCCCCGACACUGAUUUGCUGGAACGGACGGGAAUCCUCAGCAUCUACACCAUGCUGAGACAAAUGCAGCUGCGUUGGUGUGGCCAACUGGUGCGCAUGGACGACGAGCGACUACCCAAACGACUCUUCUACGGAGACGUCGCGACGGGUUCUCGCCGCCAAGGAGGCCAAAUUCGCCGAUACAAGGAUACGCUGAAGUCCUCCCUAAAGCGUCUGCAAAUUAACUCGACCACCUGGGAAGAACUCGCCCCCGAUCGACCGACCUGGAGGAGGACAGUGAAUACAGGCGCUGCGAUCUACGCAGCCAACCGCAUCGUCGCCGCCAAAGUGAAACGCGAAGCACGCCAAUCACAGCUACGCCCAGUCCGCAACGCCGACGCACAACCGCUUCCAACGUGUCCUCAGUGCCAACGGACCUUCCAGGCGCCAAAUGGACCUAUUGGACAUCUUCAGAUCAACUGUAUUUCUCGGACCGCACCAACCGCCGUCCCUCCGCCCGCCUCUUCCUCGUCCUCUCCGUCGCCAACUAACCCUGACAAUUCUUCUGACCCACCACUUCCAUCAUUCUUUUCCUUCUCCUUCUCCUCCUCCUCUUCUUCCUCCUCCUCCUCCUCCUCGUCCGCUGCUCCAACGGCGGCCGCUCAGGCGACUGUCCCGCGCACAACAACCGACACUACCACCACCUCCCCCGACUCCAGUGAUGAGGAUCAGGACUACACCUGCCCUCACUGCGACCGCACCUGCACCUCACACAUCGGCCUGGUUGGUCACUUGCGAAUCCAUCGCACAGAGACUGGCGAACCAGUGCCUGGAGUACCCACCUAUACCCACCAAGCUCGUCUCAACUGCCCACACUGCCCUCGCACUUUCAGGCAUCGCAUGGGCCUAUUCGGCCACAUGCGCAUCCACGACGACCUGCGGUAG
This is a messenger RNA of Spirometra erinaceieuropaei, 4867 nucleotides long. Lineage: Eukaryota; Metazoa; Platyhelminthes; Cestoda; Diphyllobothriidea; Diphyllobothriidae. The record is from the annotation of a GenBank genome assembly.